Molecule: messenger RNA, 1721 nt
Organism: Triticum aestivum (bread wheat)
Lineage: Eukaryota; Viridiplantae; Streptophyta; Magnoliopsida; Poales; Poaceae
Product: F-box/FBD/LRR-repeat protein At1g13570
Exons: 4
Coding region: 265-1509 (414 amino acids)
Molecular function (GO): protein binding
Source: RefSeq, a predicted model, not a curated record
CCCUGCAGCGCAGAGAGACCACGAGUCGCAGACCAUUUUGAUCCCUAGACACGGCACGGCCGCGGCGGCGGAGGCAUCCGGCGUGGCGUCGUGCCUUCGUUCCUCGCCCCUCUGGAUUCUGCGCUCCGGUUCGGCGGCAGCGCCGGCGCGCAAGCCCCAGGCCCCAGGUCGGAGCGGGCGAGCGGCGUCGCCUUCGUCCGUUCUCCGGCGCUCCUGCAGCAACUGAGCCACUCCGUAGGAAAGUUUAAUCUGGAUUCUGAAGCAAUGAGUACCUGUAAAAAGGCCAGGGCGGAAGGUAUAUGUGUUGUGACUUUAGAUAGACUGAGCAGCCUACCGCCAGAGAUAAAGGGCAACAUCCUCUCCCUUUUGAAUGUCGAAGAAGCAGUUAGGACUUGCACCUUAUCAAGUACUUGGAGGGAUGCAUGGGCUAAUAUGCCAAAAAUAUCUCUGCGCGAUGGAAAUUUUGCACGAACCAAGUUCGUUACGUUGGUCGAUAUGGUGCUAUCACUCCACAAAGGAACUAUAGAAGAGUGUCAUAUUUCAGGUAACAAAAAUUACCAUGAUGAGUUCGGUAGGUGGAUGCUCAUGCUGUCAAGAAAAUCACCAAGAUCAGUUAUAAUCAAGUUGAACUCAGGGCCAAUGUAUAGGAUUCCCUCAUGCCUCUUUUCUCUCGGCGAUCUGAAGUCUCUGCGACUGAAAAACUGCAUUAUCAGCUUGCCACGGGUAUUCCAAGGUUUCAAGAGCCUAACUUACCUCAGCCUGAGCUUUUUCUCCUCCACAGACAGGGAUAUCCAAAAUCUGAUCUCCUUUUGUCCUGAACUGACUUAUUUGAGAUUAACUUCUUUUGAGGGCAUCAAAUGUCUAAACAUUCAAUCUCCUACACUGGAAGAUCUUGUUGAUGGGUACUUUGAAGACAUUAAUUUAGAUGCCCCUAAUCUGGAGGAGGCCAUUCUCUCUCUUGAUCUCAAAGCUAAGUCAUAUCAAUUUGUUCCAAUUCCGCAUGACAAGGAAAGCCAUGUCAAGCAGUCAUUGGGAAGCCUGAGUGACAUCGAAAUGCUUUUAGUUGGUGGUUUUUUCAUGAAGUAUCUAUCAAAGGGGUGCAUAGUUACGAAGCUCCCUGUCGUGUUUACUCGCCUAGAGGAUAUUUAUCUUGUGAUAUGCCUUUCGGACCAGAGGCAAGUCUUGACCGCGUGUUCAUUAUUUCAGAAUGCCCCCAACUUGAAGAACCUUGGGAUGUUGAGUUACCCUUCGAGAACAUGGGAUGAGGAUAAGGCUAGCAUUCAAGAGCUUACCCUGCAAAUGCAAAUGGACCAUCUCGUAACAGCUAGUGUGAAAGAAUUUAGGGGUCGGGACUACGAAGUCGAUUUCGUGGCAAAGCUACUGACCUGGGCACCUGCUUUGGAAGAAGUGAAAUUAGAGUGGAAGGGUCAAAUAGACCGCAGCAUGGUUCUUACCAAGCUAUUAGCUCUGCCGAGAGUGUCUCCCAGGGCCAAGGUCAUUGUUACAUGAUAAGUAUGCUAUUAGCUCUGCCGAGAGUGUCUCCUAUGGCAACUCCGUAGGUUCGUUUUGCUUCCCGUUCUCAUAUAUUUGAAAUUCAAGACUUGUGUGCGGUGGAUUCAUGAAUUAGAUUCAUUUGCUUCAUGAGGCCUAGUUGCGUGAUUAAGUUAUGUGGGUUAUCGGAUUGCUCUGCUAAAUCUGCUAAUGGAACUAUUGCUUUCUUA